CGGUUGGAAGGGGAGGCAGCCCUGCCUGGCGGUUGGAGGUGAAUUUAUUUGUAAUCUAUAGGGAAAUAAGCAGAAAUGUACAUCAGGUCAAUUGUUCUUGAAGGUUUUAAGUCUUACGCUCAAAGGACAGAGGUUAAUGAUUUUGAUCCUCUAUUCAAUGCUAUUACCGGCUUAAAUGGAAGUGGCAAAUCAAACAUCCUGGACUCCAUCUGUUUUUUAUUGGGAAUCACCAAUCUGUCACAGGUGAGAGCUUCUAACUUGCAAGAUCUUGUUUACAAAAAUGGGCAGGCUGGAAUUACUAAGGCUUCUGUUUCUAUCACUUUUGAUAAUUUUGAUAAGAAGCAGAGUCCACUAGGAUUUGAGAAUCAUGAUGAGAUAACAGUCACAAGACAGGUGGUGAUUGGAGGCAGAAAUAAAUACUUAAUCAAUGGUGUCAAUGCAAACAAUACCAGAGUACAAGAUCUCUUCUGCUCUGUUGGAUUGAAUGUCAAUAAUCCUCAUUUUCUUAUUAUGCAGGGCCGAAUUACCAAAGUACUCAAUAUGAAGCCCCCAGAGAUAUUGGCCAUGAUUGAAGAAGCAGCUGGUACAAGGAUGUAUGAGUGUAAGAAACUAGCAGCACAAAAAACUAUUGAGAAAAAAGAAGCAAAACUCAAAGAAAUCUGCACGAUUUUAGAGGAAGAAAUCACGCCCACCUUGCAAAAACUGAAAGAGGAACGAUCCUCCUAUUUGGAAUACCAGAAAGUUGUGAGAGAGAUAGAACAUCUGAACCGUCUGUAUGUGGCGUAUCAGUUUACGAUAGCUGAAGAAACUAAGCUACGUUCUGCUGAUGUGCUAAAGGAGAUGGAAAGCAGCAUUUCAAAACUUCAAGAAGAGAUGACUGAAAAUGAGAAGAAAGUGAAGGAACUCAGCAAAGCCAUAUCAGAGAUGGAAAAGAAAAGGGAUCAAGAAUGUGGUGGUGCACUCCAUUCUCUAGAGGAAGCUCUUGCCGUGGUUCAGAGAACUGAUACCAAAGUAGAAAGUACUCUUGCUAUCAAAAAGCAAAAUUUACAAAGUGAAGAGAACAAGCGGAAAGAAUUGGUUAAAGCCAUGGAAGAGGAUUCUAAAGCCUUAGCCUUGAAGGAAAAAGAAGUCAAGAAGUUGAGAGAUGCUUUGAGUGUCCUUCAGGAGGAAAACAAUAAAGACACUGAGGCUCUGGCUGCAGCACAGCAGCAUUUCAAUGCAGUGUCAGCUGGAUUGUCCAGCAGUGAAGAUGGGGAAGAUGCUACCCUUGCUGGGCAGAUGAUGACUUGCAAGAACGACAUCAGCAAAGCAGAGACAGAAGCGAAACAGGCUCAGAUGAAACUGAAACACGCGCAGCAAGAGCUGAAGACUAAACAGAGCGAAGUAAAAAAAAUGGAUGGGGGCUACAAGAAAGAUCAAGAAUCCUUUGAAGCCGCCAAAAAACAGAAAGAGAAACUUGAACACGAAAUGAAGAAACUCAACUAUGAAGAUAAAAAAGAAGAGCGUCUUUUAGAAAAGCAAAAGGAGUUAUCCCGUGUGGUAAAUCGUUUGAGGGAAUCCUAUGAAACUUUCCUGGCCAGGUUCCCCAAUCUACGCUUUGAAUACAGAAAUCCAGAAACAAGCUGGAAUCCAGAUCGUGUGAAAGGGCUGGUUGCAUCUUUGAUUACUGUGAAAGAUGUUUCUACAGCAACAGCACUAGAAGUAGUGGCUGGUGGUCGACUUUAUAAUGUUGUGGUGGACACUGAGGUUACUGGGAAAAAGCUGUUAGAAAAAGGAGAACUGAAGCGUCGAUAUACUAUUAUUCCACUGAAUAAAAUUUCAUCAAGAUGUAUUGGAAAAGAAACUAUCAAAGUGGCCAAAAACUUGGUUGGUGAUGACAAUGUUAAUCUGGCCCUUAGUCUGGUGGGCUACGAUUCUGAAAUCCAAAAGGCAAUGGAGUAUGUCUUUGGGCAGGCCUUAGUUUGUGAUAACAUGGAUAAUGCCAAGAGAGUCACCUUUGACAAAAGGAUAAUGACAAAAACAGUCACUCUGGGUGGAGACACGUUUGAUCCUCAGGGCACACUGAGUGGAGGUGCACGGUCUCAGGCGGCUUCAGUUUUGUCCCAACUUCAAGAAAUGAAAGAAGCACAAGACGAAUUGAAAGCAAAAGAGGCUGAACUACAGACAACAGGGAAAGAGUUAGCAAGUCUACAGGUGACUCUUGAAAAGUAUCAUCAACUGAAACAACAAUGGGAAAUGAAGUCUGAAGAAGCUGACCUCUUACAAACCAAGUUACAACAAAGCACUUAUCACAAGCAUCAGGAAGAACUGGAUACUCUGAAAAAAACCAUUGAGGAAAGUGAGGAGACGCUAAAUAAAACAAAAGAAGUACAAAAAAAGGCUGAGGAAAAACUGAAAGUGCUGGAAAAUAAAAUGAAAAACGCUGAAGCGGAAAGGGAGAAAGAACUGAAGAAUGCCCAGCAAAAACUAAAUGGGGCCAAGAAAAAGGCCGAUGCUUCCACUAAGAAGAUGAAGGAAAAGGAACAGGAGGUUGAAGCACUUGUUUUGGAACUCCAAGAACUAAAACAGGAAGCAGCCUCCUAUGACCAACAGAUAGAGGCUGUGAACGAAGCUAUUAAAUCAUUCCAAGAACAAAUUGAGACCAUAUCAGCUGAGGUAGCAAAAAAUAAGGAAUCUGUGAGGAAAGCUCAAGAAGAACUGGCAAAGCAAAAAGCGAUGGUGCUAGCUCAAGAUAAAGCAAUUAAAGGCAAAUGUGCGGAGGCCGUCAAAUAUAAAGAGCAGAAUAAUGAAUCACAGCUUAAAAUUAAAGAGCUAGAACAUAACAUCAGUAAACACAAGCGAGAAGCUUUGGACGUGUCAGCAAAAGUAAGUGACAAUUUAUUUCAUGUCAAAUGGUCAAUCAAUGGUAGCUUGAUAGGCAUUUACAAAGAGUGUUUUUCUCUAAUAGGUAACAGUGAUAUCAAGAAAGAUUGACAGAUCGUUUCCUAGAUUAGUCAAAAAACAGUUCCUUGCACGUCAUUAGCUUGUCUAUUUUGUGCCUAAUCCUGAUUCUCUUUUCUUCUACAGUACAAUGACCUGAUGAAGAAGAAGAGAAUUGUUGAGAAUGAUAAAUCUAAAAUUCUUGCAACAAUUGUGGAGCUUGACCAAAAGAAAAAUGAAGCUUUAAAUAUUGCAUGGAAAAAAGUAAAUGAAGACUUUGGAUCCAUUUUCUCCACCCUUCUGCCAGGAGCCAAUGCUAUGCUGUCACCUCCUGAAGGGCAGACAGUCCUUGAUGGUUUGGAGUUUAAAGUUGCCCUGGGGAACACUUGGAAGGAGAAUUUAACUGAAUUAAGUGGAGGACAAAGAUCCCUUGUAGCUUUGUCCUUAAUUUUGGCCAUGCUUCUCUUCAAACCUGCUCCCAUUUAUAUCUUGGAUGAAGUGGAUGCGGCCCUUGAUCUUUCACAUACUCAGAAUAUUGGGCAGAUGCUUCGGACCCAUUUCAGACACUCUCAGUUUAUUGUAGUUUCAUUGAAGGAUGGUAUGUUCAACAAUGCAAAUGUGUUGUACAAGACCAAAUUUUUGGAUGGUGUUUCUACUGUGGCACGAUAUACACAGGCUCAGAAUGGAAAUAAUGGGGCUCCACAACAAAGAGCCGAUAAGUUAAACAAGAAAGAAAAGAGACCGAAAAUACUAAUGGAUGUUUGAAAAAUAUUUGCAGCUUGGUGGUUCGUCUACAUUUUUAAAGAGAAAAUGGGAUGCAAUUAAAAUAUAGAAAUGCCUCUUCGUUAACGUAGCAAUAUCUAUAUAUUAUCUCUAUAGAGCACCAAAAUUCUCUGCACUCACAAGCUUGAGGUAUGGAAGGGUUAAUUCGUAAGUGCAGGUAUUUUUCUUAGUUUAGAUCAGAAAUAUUUUACAGACUUGUAAAUAUCUCUUCUAUUUUUUUUUUCUCAUUACAAAAAAGCUUAAGAAAAUCAGACCCAUAAAAUGUACCUGUUUCCAUUAAGUAAACUACUUACUAGCCAGGAGUGCACAACCAUAUAAAAAUAAAUAGUACAUAAUCAGAAGACUGUAAAAUCGUGUACUAACAUGUAAAAAUUGUCUGACUUGGAGCUCUGUGCUCAUUUUAAAUUUAAAUGUGUGAUUUUGUAUAGCAGCAAAAUCUGUCAUAUAUUUGUAUUAGUAAUAAAGCCUCUCA
Notechis scutatus (mainland tiger snake) is the source of this 4174-nucleotide messenger RNA. The record is from RefSeq and is a predicted model, not a curated record. Lineage: Eukaryota; Metazoa; Chordata; Lepidosauria; Squamata; Elapidae.